AUGUUUUUAUAUUUACUAAUACCUACACUAUGUUUUGCAUAAAGAUUUCUUUAAGCAGAUGAGACUUGUUAUGGUGUCAUUUUAGAUUGUGGAUCUUCAAGCACAAAGACUACAAUAUAUUCUUGGCCAUGUAGAACUAGUAAAAUAUAUCCUUUAACCGACAUCACUUAAGAAGUAAUUGAAUUAGAAAAUUUGUUAGUCAUAAUAAUUAAAGACAAGUCCAGGAGUAUCAACCAAAUAUCCUGAUGAGAUCUCUACAUAUUUAGCCCCUAUAUUUGAAUUCAUAAAUUCUAAAGUGCCAGUAACUCAAAAAGAAUAUACACCAAUAUUCAUGGGAGCAACUGCUGGAAUGAGAUUAUUAGAUAUCAAUAAAUAAAAUGCUCUUAUAGAUGAGAUCAGAAAGCAACUGAGUAGAAGUGGUUAUUUAUUUCAGGCUGACAAUUGGGCUAGAGUAAUAUCAGGUCAAGACGAAGUAAUUACUAUUUUGAUGUAUAGGCCACAUAUCUUUGGUUAGGAGUUGAGUAUCUUUUGGGUAAAACUGACGGAAGUUUAAUCACUAUAGACUUAGGAGGUGCUUCAACUUAGAUUGCAUUUAAAGUGGAUUACAUAUAAUAUGAAUCAGAUAUAGUUACUUUGACAUUGCCUGAUGAAGACAUCAAUUUAUAUGCCAUCUCAUAUCUUGGUUAUGGUAAUGAUUAAGCUAGAGAUGCUGUUCUUGCAAAAAGCAUCAGUGGAACUUAAGUCAUUAGUCCAUGUUAUCAUCAAGGAUAUAGUGGAACUUGGACCUAUUAAAAAGUUUAGUAUUCUUUAUCAGGAAGUGGUAAUGUAGAAUAAUGUUAAGCUUUGAUAUAAUCUUUCUUAAAUAGCUAAUGUAGAACAGUAAAAGAUGAGUUAUGUGGAAUCAAUGCUAUUGAUUAACCAUAAUUACCUACAUCUUAUUCAAUUUAUGCAGUAAGUGGUGUAGCUACAAUUGCUAACUUUCUUUAACUUAAUACUUUCAAAGUAAUUCUUUUUAUAGAUAAAAAAUAGUUACCAUAAUUCUUAAGUUAAGCCUAAGAAUUCUGCAAGAUGAGUUGGUCAUAAGUUUAAGCAAAUUCUACUUAUUCAUCAAACCAAUAUGUAAGCACUAACUUUUUCUUAUCACUCUAUGUUCAUUAAUUAUUAUCAAUAGGAUAUAAUAUUCCAGAUACUAUGUAAAUUAUCUUAAUAAAUUUUAGGGAUAUCAAUGCUCCUUUACUAAUUAAUUCUUAAACACCUACCUGGGCUAUGGCAGCUGUUCAAUAUUAAUUGGCUUAAGUUGACUGUGAUUUAGAUAGUUCUAUUUGUCAAGGAUCAAUUUUAAAUUUGAUGGCAUUCCUUUGUUUAAUGAUAUUAUAUUCGUGAUUU
This is a messenger RNA of Paramecium pentaurelia, 1386 nucleotides long. Lineage: Eukaryota; Ciliophora; Oligohymenophorea; Peniculida; Parameciidae. The record is from the annotation of a GenBank genome assembly.